AUGUGGCUAUGCUGUGAAGAACGAUGGCUGACCACAUCCUGCGAUGUCCGUGGCGCGUCCAAUGGACUGCUAGUCUGUGAGAGCUGCCGCACCUAUCUCGCUGACUCCGACCUCCGCAAAUUCAGCCGACUAGUCAUAUUCGUUCCUUGUCGGCCUUUGUUGACCUACGUUGAGCACGUCCUGGAACGAUUAUGCGACGAGAAGGACAAGGCGGGUCGUAUGCGGACUGUGGAUGAGAUACUGCACGACCUAGAGAACGACCAGACUUCGACUCCCGAACGGCGGGUGGCUUCACCAUUCCUGCACUGCCUAGAACUCGCUUCCCUGCACAACGAUCAUCCACAGGGGCGUCGCUCACAGAUCCCCGUGUACACCAGACCUCCGAGUAUCACUUCAAACGGCCAGUCAUACCACAUCAUCGACGUCUCCAACCCCGAUACCGACUCAAAAGCGCACAUGGAUAUCUCCCUCUUUGCCCCCAUGGUCGACGACAACACCGUCUUAUGGCGCAUCCGACGAUCGGCGGGCUUAUUCCUAGGCUGCGUGGACUUUCUUUGUCCGACAGCGGCCGGCAACCGUGAUCUCCAACGCGCCUACCGUCGAGUCCUCGCAUCCGCUUCAGCCAAAAGACGUGGAUUGGGUUGGCUAGACCUUGCACACGAUGAAGCAAUCUCGGAACAAAUCUGGAAUGCUCUAGAGGAUGUCGAGAACGCUACGGCUGAAGAGUCCGAUCAUGAUGAGCCUACGUUAUUUGGACACCGCACGGGAUCAAAGACGGGUAGCAAGACCAGACUCGUAUGGAGAUUAGUUGAAGUAUCCGAUUCUGGUGGCUCAGAGUCUACGGUCCCUAGGGUACCGGACCCAAAGCCUUGA
Messenger RNA from Peniophora sp. CBMAI 1063, 873 nucleotides. Lineage: Eukaryota; Fungi; Basidiomycota; Agaricomycetes; Russulales; Peniophoraceae. The record is from the annotation of a GenBank genome assembly.